GUUUAAGGAUUUUACAUAAUAUGGUUCAGGAAGUUAAUACCACGUUUCUUAUCACUUCUCCACUGAACUGGACGUAAAACUAGGAGGCAUGUCGACUAGUUUGAAAGUGAAGGAAUCGGCAUGGUGCAAAAAAGGAAGUGAAGAAGUGGAACCGGUGGUGUCAUUUGCUGAAAUAAUGAGUGAGGAGUUAGCAGAGCAACUUGAGGAAGAAGAUGCAAAUGUUCUCGACCCGUCCAUAGCACAAUACGGUUUGAGCCCCAGUGAACUGCUGCAAUGUAAGAAUGACCUAGAACUUGCCAGAAAACUGCAGGAAGAGUUUGAUCGGGAAUAUGAAAUGAGUUUGAAGUUGGCGAAAGGCGAAGCAACUGGAACAAAGAUUGAAUUCGGGUUUGUUCGCUACCAUCCUUCGUACAAUAGCGAUUAUGAUUUGGAGGAGGAACUGAGUGAAGACGAUGAAGAUUUGCGAGAAAUCGCUAUUGAUUUUGUUUACUCAAGGACAAAAGAUGAGUUUCCGCCGAGUGGUUACAUGCGUAAUGCUUCGGGGCAUUUAAUUACAAAGCAUGAUAAAGAAAUCGCUGAGAGACGUAAUUCUGAAAAAGUGAUGCAUCUGCCUAUUAAUAUUCCCACUGGCGAUGUAGUCGGUGAAAGGCUGAGUAACAGAGUUUACAAUAAACUGCGUAACUACGGCAAAGUUGAUCAGAGGAGGAAUGCUCGUGAGAAGGAUAAGGAUGAAAAAGCAACGAAUGAAUUAAGCAUGGACAAGGUCACUCGCUUGAUAAUCUAUAGAUUUAUCACUUCUGGUCUUUUCGAUGUGAUCGAAAAUGUUAUUGCAACGGGCAAGGAAUCGAUAGUUUUGCAUGCAACAGCACACGAUGGAAUGCGACUUCUGGAAGAAAGACAUUGUGCUUUGAAAGUUUACAAAAUGACGUUGUCGGAGUUCAAGAAUAGAUCGGAAUAUGUCCAAGAUGAUUAUCGCUUCAGAAAUCCACGACGAGUAUUGCGGAUUUGGGCUGAAAAGGAGUACACGAAUUUGAAUCGAAUGGUACGAGGAGGUGUGAAAUGUCCGAAACCGAUCCGUCUUAGGAAACAUAUCAUGAUUAUGACAUUCAUUGGCUCCAAUGGUAUUGCAGCCCGUAAACUGAAGGAUAUCGAAUGGAGUGAUCAGGAAAUUAUUUAUAAUACAUUUUUGCAAGUGAAAGCGGAAAUGAUUAAAAUGUUUACGAAUUGCAAUCUCGUACACGGUGAUCUCAGCGAAUUUAAUGUCCUUUAUCAUGAAAGUGAUGUUUACAUUAUUGAUGUCUCACAGGCGAUGGACAUUUCGCAUCCUCGAGCAUUGUUUUUCCUAUUGCGUGAUGUCGACAAUGUUUUAGAAUUUUUCGCGAAAUUGGGUGCCAAGAACUUACCAUCAGCAACUGAGCUGUUCAACGAAAUAACUGGUCUAAAUAUGGAUCCAGAAGAAAAUCUCGCAGUGCAGGUCGAACAUUUUGAAAAAGAUAAUCGCAAUGUUCAAUUACGCUGCGACAAAGCAAAUCCAGCUGACAUGGAAUUGCGUUUAUAUGAUGCUGAAGUUGCAGAAACACAUAAUGACCCAGCAGAACCAUACAAUUAAACGUCAUAUUUUUUAGUUUAUUUCCAGUUUUUUACAACAGUUCUACAAAGUCCUGCGGUUAGGAAUUUUCUUGGCUUUGAUGGAGGGAUAACCGAUCAUUUCGAGAAUAAUUACGCUACACUGAAUACAUCAAGAAAAAAAAAAGUAACCGAAAUCUAAUGUAUCUCAGCUUGUAUGUUCUUUGCAUUUGGAAUUUAGAAAAAUUUUUAUUAGUCGCUAAAAACCGAUUUGACGCUAUUUUCCCUAUGUUAACUCCUUAAACGAUAGGAAUUGUUAAGACUGCAGCUCCCUCUGCUUUUGUCGCAAAACAACAAAAUUAUUAGUCAGGGUGUGUUUUGUCAUGUCUUUUCGUAUGCACAAUUAUCGUAUCGUUUCUGAAUGCUGAAAUUGGAUUUUGAUGUAUGCAUAAUUGGAUUUACUACUGUGAUAUAUAUAUUUCAUACACAAAAACCUAUCGAUUUAAUCAAGUGCACUGAUCAGCAUGACACUUUGGUCUGGUUUAUACUUAUUAAGGUGAGAAAAAGCAGGUAGAAUGCGGGAGUUUUGCUGCUUGAAACAUAAAGCACUGACAUUUCAAAUCGUUAACCUUCGAACAGUUUAACUUAAACCAA
Messenger RNA from Loa loa (African eye worm), 2220 nucleotides. RefSeq names its product atypical/RIO/RIO3 protein kinase. Gene Ontology annotation, biological process: protein phosphorylation; maturation of SSU-rRNA. The transcript has 11 exons. NCBI's taxonomy places the organism in Eukaryota, Metazoa, Nematoda, Chromadorea, Rhabditida, Onchocercidae. Gene Ontology annotation, molecular function: ATP binding; protein serine/threonine kinase activity. Gene Ontology annotation, cellular component: cytosol; preribosome, small subunit precursor. The record is from RefSeq and is a predicted model, not a curated record. Bases 89 to 1609 code for a protein of 506 amino acids.